UCGCGAGAUCAAUGGGAGGACGGCGCUGGGACUGCGGCGGAGGUUCCGGGUGCUGGGUACGGGGAGCAGGCCGCGCGGCCGCCCGUAUCGGAGGAAGUCCCGGGGAGACAAGGCACAGGGGUCCCAGCCAAAAUGAGUUCCCUCCUGGAACGCCUCCAUGCCAAGUACAGCCAGAAUCGACCAUGGCCUGAAACUAUUAAAUUGGUUCGGCAAAUUAUGGAGAAGAGGACUGGAAUGAUGACCGGGGGUCACCAGCACUUAGUGGGUUGCCUGGAAACUCUACAGAAAGCUUUAAAAGUGUCUUCCCUGUCUGCCAUGACGGACCGCCUGGAGUCUAUAGCAAGACAAAAUGGUCUUAAAUCACAUUUAAGUCCCAGUGGCACAGAGUGUUAUAUCAGCUCCGACCUGCCUUUCUACCUGGAGGUUCAUCUGGAUCCAGAGGGGCAGCUGUCUGAUGUCAAAGUUGCUCAUCAGGGAGAAAGCCCAAUGAGCCACCCGGAACUUGUACAGCAACUAAGGGAUAAGAAUUUUGAGGACUUCUCUCAGUAUCUGAAGAGCCUGGUGAACCUGUACAAGAUACCAGGAGAUAAGAAAAUGUUUGUAGCACUUCAGUCUUUGGAAAUGGACCUCACAAAAAUGGCUGCCAUGUACUGGCAGGUGACCAAUGCUAGCGUGUUGGACAAAAUAUUACAGGGAACUGUUGGGCACCUGACGCCAAGAAGUGGAGGUAAUAUCUCUAAAGGCCAUGUUAUGAAUUUAAAGUAUUAUAUCACUCCAUAUGACCUUUUUGACGAUGCCACCGGUGCUACAGUAACACUUAACGAAGGACAAGUACUCCCUCGAUCACUUGGUCUGAAUGUAUCGGUCACCAUUGAAGCCACAACUGCGAUGUACAAGCUGCCCAUUGCUCCGCUGAUCAUAGGCUCACAUCCUAUUGAUAAUAAGGGAACUCCGUCAUUCUCUUCUGUCACCAAUGCCAAUAGUGUGGACCAUCCUGCCUGUUUUUUCCUUAAGUUUCCACAACCCAUUCCUGUCUCCAGUGCUUUUAUCCAGAAAAUCCAGAACUGUACAGGUAUUCCUUUGUUUGAAACGCCUCCCUCCUUUUCGCCUCACUAUGAGCUGGUUACCCAGUUUGAGCUGGCCAAAGAUAAGGAGCCGUCGCCUUUGAACCACAACAUGCGAUUCUAUGCAUCUCUGCCAGGUCAGCAGCAUUGCUAUUUUUUAAAUAAAGAUGCUCCUCUCCCCGACGGGAGGUGCCUGCAGGGGACCCUUCUUAGCAAGAUCCCAUUUCAGCACCCUGGACGUGUCCCCACCAUCCUCAACCUCAUCCGACAUCAGAUGGCUUGUAACACACUGAUUGGGAGCUGCGUGAAGCGCACUGUGGUAAAAGAAGAUUGCCCUAACCUUUUGCAGUUUGAGGUUUCCCCCCUCUCGGACUCCUGCAUCAGUAUCUCAUUCCAGCACCCGGUGAAUGACUCUUUGGUCUGUGUUGUGAUGGACGUUCAGGAUUCCACCCAUGUGUCCUGCAAACUAUAUAAAGGUCUUUCUGACGCUCUCAUCUGUACGGAUGAUUUCAUCACUAAAGUGGUUCAGAGGUGCAUGUCCAUCCCUGUGACUAUGCGAGCCAUUCGUAGGAAAGCUGAGACCAUCCAGGCUGACACUCCUGCACUGUCACUUAUUGCAGAGACUGUGGAAGAUAUGGUGAAGAAGAACCUUCCUCCAGCCAGUAGUCCAGGCUAUGGAAUGACCACAGGCUCCUCUACCUUAAUCACCACCCCAACCAGCUCUUAUUCCUCAGGACCCAUUACUGCUCUUUUCAACAUGAAUAACAUUGGUAACAUGAAUAUGAAAGAGCGCCAUGAUUCCACAGGGCAUGGGGAAGACUACAACAAAGUAACUCAGAAUCCCAUACUAACCAGCCUACUUCAGAUCACAGGAAACGUGGGUGGAAAUAUAGGCUCAAGUCCUACUCCACCCCAUCAUACCCCACCACCUGUUUCUUCUCCAGCUAGCAAUACUAAAAAUCAUCCCAUGCUAAUGAACUUACUCAAAGACAACCCAGCACAGGACUUCUCCACGUUGUAUGGCAGUAGUCCCCUUGAAAGACAGAACUCUUCUGGAUCUCCUAGAACAGAACUUGGUCCAUCAGGAACUGGAAAACCCAAGAAAAAGAGACCUAGGACAGAAAAGAUGAAAAACCAGACUGAAGAUGACUUUCAACGGGAGCUCUUCUCCAUGGAUGUGGACUCUCAAAAUCCGAUAUUUGAUGUGAGCAUGGCGGGUGAUGCCCUGGACACACCCCAUAUUACACCAGCACCUAGCCAAUGUGGCACACCCCCUACGGUGUACCAGCAGCCUAUGACUCAUGCCCAGUCUGGUAUGCAAAGAAUGGUGAGGCUGCCCAGUACUGAUACAAUUAUUCCAGAUGUUACGGAUAUCCUUUCUGACAUAGCAGAAGAAGCUUCAAAGCUUUCAGGGACUGGGGAAGAUUGCCCUAAUCUUGGCACUCCUGUCAGAGACUCCUCUAGCUCGGGUCACUCUCAGAGCACCCUGUUUGACACAGAUGUCUUUCCGGUUGAUGGUGCAAGUGGCGGAGAUAAUCCUUAUGCAGAUGCCGCCGAUCUGAUUGCAGAAGCAAAUGGAAGCCCAAAUAGUGACUCCUCUAAUAAUUUCUUUAACGGUGUGGAUUUUAACCCAGAACUACUGAACAGUCAAAGCGGUUUUACAGAUGACCCCAAUGAAGACAGCAGCCUGAGCGACGAUCAUGACUUUUCUGGGCAGGACUUUUCUGGGCAGGGGCUGUCACUGGGUGUAGUUUCAGGAAUUCCUGUUGAUGGGAGUGAAGGCAAGUACAAGGUAGGGCCAGCAGCUGAAACAGUAGAUUUUAGUAUUAUUGGAGGUGGCAAGGGACUGGGUGGGGUGGACAUUAUGGAAUCACAUAGUAGAAGCCAGAGCCCAUUACUUGGAGAGUUGACAAAAGAUAGGCCACAAAAACAGAGAGUGAAAGAGGGGAGUAAUGGGGGAGGGGGUGGAGGAGGGUUGAGUGGGAUUCAGGGUACAGGCCUAGAUACAAAAUCUGGGAAACGCAGUAGAACACCUUCUAGUGAUGGUAAAAGUAAAGAAAAGCCACCCAAACGCAAAAAAGAGUCUGAAGGAAAAUCGCCCUCACAUAUUGCCAAUCGUCCAUUUACCCCACCUACCAGUACUGGAGGUUCAAAAUCUCCAGGAACAUCGGGAAGAUCUCAAACUCCUCCUGGCAUGGCCACUCCCCCAAUACCCAAAAUUACCAUUCAGAUUCCCAAAGGUACGAUGAGCGUUGGAAAACCAACUUCUCAUAGUCAGUAUUCAAGCAGUGGUUCAGGAAACUCAUCGAGUAGCAAAAGCCACCAUGGCCACUCCUCAUCCACAUCUUCUGCUUCUGGAAAAAUUAAGAACAACAAGUCUGAUGGGUCGUCUGGAAUGAAGAUGAGCAGUGGUGGGAGUGGAAUGUACACUGGUCCAACUGGAUCAGGGAGUAGCCAGUCCAAAAGUAGUUCUCAGUCAAUAGGCAAACAAGGAUCUUCUCCCAUCACUAAGCAUGGUCAAGGAAGUGGAGGGAGUAGUUCUGGAAGUAGCAAGACUAAGCCACAGGGAAAGCCAUCAGUGUUGAUGAAUCCUGCACUCUCGAAGCCAAACAUUUCCCCUUCACACUCUAGACCAUCUGGAGGCACUGACAAAUUAUCUUCCCCAAUGAAACCAAUGCCAGGGACUCCACCUUCCUCAAAAGCCAAGUCACCUAUUGGCUCAGGGGGUUCACAUUUGUCAGGGGGAGGUUCAAACUCCACUAUGAAGUCAUCAUCUGGUCUAGUUUCUUCAGGAUCGCUUUCACAGAAGCCAAACUCCUCCUCAUCUUCAUCCUCUUCCUCGUCGUCCUCAUCUUCUUCAUCGUCGUCAUCCUCUUUUUCAGGUGGCUCCAAUGUCUCCCAGAACCUUCAUGGUAGUUCAAAAGGGAAGUCCCCAAGCAGAAAUAAAAAACCAUCACUAACAGCUGUUAUAGAUAAACUAAAACAUGGGGUGGGUACAGGAGGUCCUGGUUCAGAGGAUCCUAUGGAGGCUUCUGGAGGGGGAGGAAACCCUGGAGCCCCUAGUCAUGGAAUGUCCUCAAAACAUGGACUUGUAGGAGGCGAAUUCCCUGUUAAGCGUGAAAAGAGUGAGAAAGAGAAAUCAAAAGUUUCGGUCUCUGGUGGAUCCUCUGAUUCAUCCAAGAAAGGAGACUCGAAGGGCUCAGGAAGUACUGGAGUAGCCAAAAUUAUUAUCAGCAAGCAUGAUGGGGGGUCACCUAGCAUCAAAGCAAAAGUAACCUUGCAGAAGCCUGGAGAAGGGAGUGGGGAUGGGUUGAGGUCACAAAUACCUAAGAGCUAUGGCUCACCCUUGAUCAGCGGUUCAACUCCAAAGCAUGAGCGAUGCUCACCAAGCCACAACAAAUCACCAGCAUAUACCCCACAAACCCUCGACAGUGAAAGUGAGUCAGGAUCUUCCUCAAUUGCGGAGAAAUCUUACCAGAAUAGUCCUAGCUCAGAUGAUGGUGGAGGCGUACGAACACAGCCAGAGUAUAGUGCAGAAAAGCACAAAAAGCAUAAAAAAGAAAAGAAGAGGUUAAAGGACAAGGAUCGGGAUCGAGAAAAGAAGAAGUCCUACAGUAUGAAGCCAGAAAGUUGGUCGAAGUCACCAAUAUCUUCUGACCCUACAUUAUCCAUGGGUGGUGGCACCCUUUUAUCUUCUGAAAGAACAGCCCGUCCAAGUCCAGGGUACUUAAUUGGUGAAGAUGAUGACUUAAUGAAUGUGGCUGUUAUAGGGAACUGAACUUUGUAAAAUAAGAUCUAGUUCGAGUGCGGUGGCUAUGUGUGAUGCUUCAGUUCUAGAUUUGUCCUGUUGCUGCUAGUAGCUCUAGAUGCAUCUAGCAGUAGAUGGGAUCCACUAUUUCAUUUUAUUUGUAUCUGUCCCGUUUUAAAUAUAAGUUAUAGAGAGGAAAAAAGGCAUUAUAAUGAGUUUUACCACUUUUAUAUUAGUGGACGUCUCACCUAUGCACAGUGGAGGCAGCUUCUUGAUCAUUAGAAUGCUGUAUAUCAGUAUGAGCUUCUCAUUCUCUACCUACAGUGUAUUAGUUGUAUUAUGGCUAUGUCCACCACGUGUAAGUGAAGUGUUCACCUUUAAAAUCGUUAAACCACACAUCAGUAUUUAAAAAAAAAAAAAA
Bufo bufo (common toad) is the source of this 5233-nucleotide messenger RNA. RefSeq names its product mediator complex subunit 1 (gene MED1). The coding region runs from base 133 to 4842 and encodes 1569 amino acids. NCBI's taxonomy places the organism in Eukaryota, Metazoa, Chordata, Amphibia, Anura, Bufonidae. Gene Ontology annotation, biological process: cellular response to thyroid hormone stimulus; regulation of transcription by RNA polymerase II. The record is from RefSeq and is a predicted model, not a curated record. Gene Ontology annotation, molecular function: nuclear thyroid hormone receptor binding; transcription coregulator activity; nuclear retinoic acid receptor binding. Gene Ontology annotation, cellular component: mediator complex. The transcript is spliced from 17 exons.